Molecule: messenger RNA, 2171 nt
Organism: Solea senegalensis (Senegalese sole)
Lineage: Eukaryota; Metazoa; Chordata; Actinopteri; Pleuronectiformes; Soleidae
Product: E3 ubiquitin-protein ligase RING2-A-like
Exons: 7
Coding region: 209-1333 (374 amino acids)
Biological process (GO): negative regulation of DNA-templated transcription
Cellular component (GO): ubiquitin ligase complex; PcG protein complex
Molecular function (GO): ubiquitin protein ligase activity; chromatin binding
Source: RefSeq, a predicted model, not a curated record
GAAGAAGAAGAACACAGAUGGCUAACGUUAGCAUUCAUGUUAGCUAGCUGCGGUCUUUGUGAAAAUGUCGCACUCUUCGUGUGUUUUUCUUUUUCCCGCUGUCUUUUAAAAACCGUGCCCGCGCUCUCGGCCAGUUCCCGCCUCCGCGUGCGUGUUUGGGCGUGUUUUUGAGGCGGCGUCCCAGAGAGGAUUGUGGGAAACGGCAGCCAUGGCAGCACCGGUGAACAUCCAGACAACGAGCAAGACGUGGGAGUUGAGUCUGUAUGAGCUGCACAGGAGCCCGCAGGAGGCGAUCAUGGACGGGACAGAGGUGGCUGUGUCUCCUCGUUCUCUGCACAGCGAGCUCAUGUGUCCCAUCUGUCUGGACAUGCUGAAGAACACCAUGACAACCAAAGAGUGUCUGCACCGCUUCUGCUCCGAAUGCAUCGUCACCGCUCUGCGAUCAGGGAACAAGGAGUGUCCAACCUGCAGGAAGAAGUUGGUGUCCCGACGUUCGCUGCGUCGAGACUCUAACUUUGACGCGCUGAUCUCUAAAAUCUACCCGAGUCGCGAAGAGUACGAGGCUCAUCAGCAGCGAGUCCUGGAUCGACUCAACCGACUCCACAACCCGGACGCUCUGAGCUCCAGCAUCGAGGAGGGGCUGAGACAACAGGCGCGCUACAGGUCUGAGAGGAACCACCGGGUGAAGAAGCCGACUCAGGAAAGUGACAACACCACGUUCAGUGGCGGGGAAGACAACGGUGACACCCGGUCACACGUGUCCCAUGAUUCCACCCCCUCACACGUGCCACACCCCUGUGGGCAGACAUCCUCAGAGGCCGGGCCGAGCCGCAAGAGGCUGCGUGUCUCAGAGGACGGCUCGGGGCUAGAGGCUGACAGCGGGAGCCCGACGCCUCCACUGAGACACCGGGAAGAGGGGCCAGCCUCAGAGAUCGAGCUGGUGUUCAGACCACACCCACAGCUAGUCCACGCCCACGACUACAACCAGACCAGAUUUGUGAAGACGACAGCCAACGCCACUGUGGACCAUCUGUCCAAAUACCUGGCUCUGCGCAUUGCUCUGGAGGACAGACGGACCACUGAGGAGACACAGGACAGGGGGAGGGAGGGGUCCAGUCUGAGCCAAGUCAGUGAGAAACAGUACACCAUCUACAUCAUCACCCGAGGAGGACAGUUCUCUACGCUGAACGGUUCUCUGACUCUGGAACUCGUCAACGAGAAAUACUGGAAGGUCAGGAAACCGCUGGAGCUCUACUAUGCUCCCACCAAGGAGCAACCUGCACCAUCACCUCCCCACCACCAGAGGUCUCCUCCUCCUCAGAGGGAGGGAUGAGGGGGAGGAGUCUGCAGCUUCUGCCGUGUUCAUAGCGUCAUCGCUACCGUUAUUUUUUUAUAUAUGGAGUCAGAUUUUACAUGAAGCAGAAUUGGAUUUAAAUGAUUUUCUAACAGUUCUGAUUGUUGACGUGAUUUUUAAUUACUUUUAAAAUUAAAAAUCUUAAUUUAGCAGCUGUGCCAAAAUUACGGAAGAGUAUUAGUGCCACAUUGUUAAAAAAUGUUAAAAGAUUUUUGCAAGGUUUCUGAGAUGAAAGACAGAUUAAAGUGAGGUUCCUCACAAUCAGAAUUCUGAGAAAAGUCAGGUUUCUGAGAUUAAAGCCGGAUUAAACAAUGUGGCACUUUCCGUACAAAAUGAAAAGCCACUAGUGUGUAGUAUUUGGUAAUUUGGCAGCUGAAUUUUAAAUAUUUGACUCAAUUUUUUCCCCCUAAAUUCUAUGAAGUGAACUUUUGAGAAAGUUACAUCCCAUAAUGUCACAGUGGUAGGGCAGCAGAGUGACAAGCAGGAAAAAGGAAAUCUGAUUUUACAACUCCUUUAACUUUUUUUUUUUUCUUUAGACUGAAAUAGUUUUUCUUAAACUCGCUUCAGUCUUGAUCUUUAAUCUCUUGUCUGCCAAUCGGCUCAUGUCCCAGCAUGCAUUGAGGCAAGCCGCCGCCCAGCCUCGUGCACACGUUGCCGCUACAUUCCCCGUUAAGCCAUAAACAUGGAGACGACGCAGGACUCGGCAUCUUCUUCUCCUGACGCACUUUAACGUUUUUCUGUUCUCAAUAAAAACAUCCAAAUCUUUGUUCAGCUCAUUUUAAUCUUUAACCAAAGAUUAAAAGAAUCAAAUGUCAAA